GUUGCUGGCAAAGAAUUUCUGUCAAGGGAUCAGGGCCUUCCAACGGAAUGGCGUGGAACACAACUUGCCCGAAUUGGCUGGUGGCAGAGGCUGUCCUGGAAAAGUAUUACCUUUCCAUUUUUUAUGGGAUCGAGUUUGUUGUGGGAGUCCUUGGGAAUUGCAUUGUUGUUUUUGGCUACCUCUUCUGUCUGAAGAACUGGAAAUGCAGUAACAUUUAUCUCUUCAACCUCUCUAUCUCGGACUUGGCUUUUUUGUGCACGCUUCCUAUGCUGAUUAGAAGUUAUUCCAGUGGAAAGUGGAUAUAUGGGGACCUGUUGUGUAUAAGCAACCGGUAUGUGCUUCAUGCCAAUCUCUACACCAGCAUUCUUUUCCUCACUUUCAUCAGCAUUGAUCGAUACCUGCUCAUGAAGUAUCCUUUCCGGGAACACUUUCUACAAAAGAAGGAGUUCGCUGUGUUAAUCUCUUUGGCUAUUUGGGUUUUAGUAACCUUAGAGCUACUGCCCAUACUUCCCCUUAUAAAUCCUAAUAUAGCUGGCAAUGGCACCUACUGUACUGAUUAUGCAAGUUCUGGGGACCCCCAAAACAGCCUCAUCUAUAGCCUGUUCCUAACCUUCUUGGGAUUCCUCAUUCCUCUUUUGGUGAUGUGUUUCUUUUAUUUCAAGAUUGCACUUUUCCUAAAGAAGAGGAGCAGGCAGCUUGCCACUGCUUUGCCCCUUGAAAAGCCUCUCACCUUAGUCAUCAUGGCAGUUGUGAUCUUCUCUGUGCUUUUUACUCCCUACCACAUCCUGCGGAACGUGAGGAUUGCUUCGCGUCUGGAGAAGUGGAAGGAGUACCGGUGCACUCGGGUCGCCAUCAACUCAUUCUACAUUGUGACUCGGCCCUUGGCCUUUUUGAACAGUACCAUCAACCCUGUCUUCUAUUUCCUUAUGGGAGAUCACUUCAGGGAGAUGUUGAUGAGUAAACUGAGGAACCAGUUCAAAUCCCUUACAUCCAUUAGAAGGUGAGGUCCUGGACUGAUGUUUCCAUGCAGCGAAAAAUGAGAUGCUUGUGUAACAGAUUAUUUUAUAUGUGCAGCAGCAAGUCAAUUCCAGUUUGAUUUGACUCACGGAUAUAAAUUGGAGAGGGACAGACCCAACACUGUUUUAAAGACACACUGCAUCUGGAAUAUGUGAAAAGAAGAAAAUUGGAAGUAUUUAUUGGUUUCUUCACCCAAGAACUGAAAGGAGCUGGACCGGCAUUCUCUAAUGUUUGAUCACGGAAGUCCAAAAUUUUAGGUGUUACAAGACUUUCUCAAUCAGUGUAAAAGGAAUAACAGAUAAAGCUUCAAAUAGUCUGUAUUUAAUCACUGGUUAGAUUGUAAAAAAAAAAAAAAUGUGUUGGCAACAUUCUUUAGGUUAUUCUUAUUUGUUUGGUCUUACAACUUAAUGUGAAAACUGAGUAACAGAUUAGGCAUACACUCUUAAAGACGGUUUUUAGGAAUUGUGCUCUUGAACAAAAUUGAAAGUAAACCAUAGCAACAAGCAAGAAAGCAAGGUGUUGAGUUCAAUGAUGCCUAUAUGACAUUUAUUUAUAUUGACAUGAAUAGGGGUCAAGUUGUAACUAUAAGUCCUAUUUUGUUGUAUGGUGUUUAGAACAAUGAAUUGUAUUAAAUGGAACCUAAGGAGACAGUUCAACAAAGAGAGAGACAGGUUUGAGCUUAUCUCUCAGGGAAUUUAGGUGUAGAUGAUUGCUAGAAGAGAGACCACGGAGAGUUAGAAAAAUCUGAGUUACAGAACACAAAGUGCCUAUCAGAAAACCCAAGGUAAGACAAAGCAAACAAACAAACAAACAAACAAAAAAAACAAAGGUGAAUGCUUUUGGACAACUUUGUCUCCAAAGGUAGUGACUUUUAUCUGGUGUGAGCCUUGUUUUCACAGAACAUUACCUAAGGCCAUUGAAGGAAGUAUUCUAAACAAAAUGCGCUUUAUGAAAUUGUAGAAUAUAUGGAAUAUUUAUGUGCUUAUCAAUAUAGAUUAACCAGAUACCACUCUGUGCCACAAAAUACAUUUGUAGGAAAAAAUACAUGGAUGCUACCUUAGCUUUUUAAAGUCAAAUAAAUACCACAUAAUAGUUCACUUAUAAGCAACAAAAUGUGUCAAAAGCCAUAUAACUAUGCUCUUUUUCUUAUAGUCAUUAGCUAUAAUAUGAAGGAUACAGUAAGCAUUAUGAGUACAAAGAAAAUUCUAUUGUCCUUCCUGUUCUGAGAUACUUUGGUGCUAUUAUAUUCUGACAUUACAAAAACCCAAAAUACCCCCAGUUAGUGCUUCCAUAUUUGAAGCUACUGAGAU
Molecule: messenger RNA, 2327 nt
Organism: Neogale vison (American mink)
Lineage: Eukaryota; Metazoa; Chordata; Mammalia; Carnivora; Mustelidae
Gene: SUCNR1
Product: succinate receptor 1
Exons: 2
Coding region: 48-1004 (318 amino acids)
Biological process (GO): G protein-coupled receptor signaling pathway
Cellular component (GO): plasma membrane
Molecular function (GO): G protein-coupled receptor activity
Source: RefSeq, a predicted model, not a curated record